GUCUUUCUUUUCUCUUCGUCGGUUGUCGCCUGCGCUGGGCCUGCGUCGAAUCGAGUCUGCUGUUGACAGUGUGGUCGCGAUGGCUGUCCCCGAAACACGGCCCAAUCACACCAUCUACAUUAACAAUCUGAACGAGAAAAUCAAGAAAGAUGAGCUGAAGAAAUCCCUCUAUGCCAUUUUCUCCCAGUUUGGCCAGAUCCUCGACAUCCUGGUCUCCCGCAGCCUGAAAAUGCGGGGACAGGCCUUUGUCAUCUUCAAGGAGGUCAGCAGCGCAACCAACGCCUUGCGCUCCAUGCAGGGAUUCCCCUUUUACGACAAGCCCAUGAGGAUCCAGUAUGCCAAAUCCGACUCUGACAUCAUUGCCAAGAUGAAGGGCACGUUUGUGGAGCGGGACCGCAAGCGAGAGAAGCGGAAGCCCAAAGGCCAGGAGGUGCCAGUCACCAAGAAGCAGAUCCCUGGGGGAGCAGCGCCGGUGGCCCCUGCCGUCCAAGGCGCUGUGCCGGGCAUGCCGCCCAUGAACCAGGCCCCUCGUAUGAUGCACCACAUUCCAGGCCAGCCGCCCUACAUGCCCCCUCCGGGGAUGAUGCCUCCCCCCGGCAUGGCACCUGGCUCCAUCCCCCCGGGGGCGAUGCCACCGCAACAGAUGCUGCCUGGACAGAUGGCUCCAGCCCAGCAGCUGUCAGAGAAUCCUCCGAAUCAUCUGUUCCUCACCAACUUGCGAGAGACAAACGAAUUGAUGCUCUCCAUGCUUUUCAAUCAGUUCCCAGGCUUCAAGGAAGUGCGUCUGGUUCCCGGGCGCCACGACAUUGCCUUUGUGGAGUUUGACAACGAGGUUCAGGCUGGAGCCGCCCGUGACGCUCUCCAGGGAUUCAAGAUCACGCAGAACAACGCCAUGAAGAUCUCCUUUGCUAAGAAGUGAUGCCUCCGCUGUCCCUGGGCAACUCUCCUCCUGCCCUUUCUAGUUAGUGCCUGUGAAAUGGUGGGAGGGGGGGGCUGUUCUGUUCUGUUCUGCGAGGUAAGUGGUGUGUGUGCAUGAGAGCGAGAGGGAGCCCAGCAGCACAAGAGGCAACCAGAUAUUGCUGUUCAUGAGCCAAGAGACCCAGACAAGCCGCCCCCUGGCUACUCUUGGGACUUGGAUGUGUGUGUGUGUGUGUGUGUGUGUGUGUGUGUGUACACAGGCAGCUGGGGAUAGUAGCCGACUCCUUGCAAAAGCAUUGUACCCAGGGUCUGACGGCCAGACAUUGCACCUGGAGCUUUUCUGUUUUGCAAUAAAACAACCACCGGUUUAUUUUUCA
This is a messenger RNA of Lacerta agilis (Sand lizard), 1295 nucleotides long. It is a transcript of the gene SNRPA, whose product is annotated as small nuclear ribonucleoprotein polypeptide A. Lineage: Eukaryota; Metazoa; Chordata; Lepidosauria; Squamata; Lacertidae. The record is from RefSeq and is a predicted model, not a curated record. Gene Ontology annotation, molecular function: U1 snRNA binding. Gene Ontology annotation, cellular component: U1 snRNP. Gene Ontology annotation, biological process: mRNA splicing, via spliceosome.